AUGUGCAUUAAAGGACAUAUCCCGACUCCAAGGUUCUUGUUUAUGGUUUGAAGGCAACUGGUAGUAGGUGAGGAGUGAGAGGAGCCUUGGAGGUAGUUAGUGGGCAGGUAAGUCCUUACUCUGAAAGAUUACAGAAAGCUGGUGUUAGAGCUGGUAAGUAGAGCUGAAGGUUUCCACAGGUAACAGGUUUCCAGAUAUGCAAGAGUUCUGUGAUGGUGUGGAGCAGGUAACUAGGAGAAGUAAGACAAGACUGGCUUAGAACAAACAGGUACUUGCAAGCAACAGGUAACAGAGAUGGCCUAAUAGUCACCAUAUACCAAGAACAAUCUAGGAGAAAACUGUUGCAACCUCCAGCUUGAUAUACACCACAGCUAGGCAAGUGUAGGAAGGAUUGUUUCAGUUGAGAGACUCCACCCAGGGGCGGAGCAGCAGAGAGAAGCCAGCCCACAAACUCCACCUGAGUUUUAAAGGCAAGGAGAAGUUAACAUAAGAACAUAUUUCCAGCCUGCUGCCCUACAACACUCUCAAACCAAAAGGAAAAAAUGGCACUGCAGCACAUCCACCAACUUUGGAGUGUCCUCAUCCAUACAUAAUUACAUUUCCGUUUAGGUUUCUGUUUUUACAAAGCAAAGCAGAGAUGUGGAGCUUUCAAAACCUGCUGUUGACCAUCUGUGUUGCUCUGAGAUGUGUGAUCAGUGCAGUGGGGAUGAUCCAUGUAACUGGAUAUGUGGGGAGAGAUGCUAAUGUCUCCUGCUCCUAUGAUCAGAAUUAUGUAUCUCAUGAGAAGUACCUAUGUAAGAACGACUGUGGCAACAGUGAUGUUCUCAUUACAACAUCACAAGCGAGCAAAACCAAAUACUCAAUUUAUGAUGACACCAGUGCACGAAUCUUCACAACAAGUAUCUUUGAUCUUCAAUAUACGGAUGCUGGAAAAUACUGGUGUGGAGUGAUGAGAACUGGAAAAGACAUCUACACUGAAGUCAAGCUGAAAUCAGUACAAGACAGCUGCUGUGACACUGUGACCAAAGUUCAAAGUUAUGAGGGACACUCUGAGUCUGUCAGUUGUUGGUAUGAGUCUCAGUACCAGAACAGCCUGAAGUACAUCUGCAGAGGAAAUCAGCCCUCCACAUGUCUGCAGCAGGCACUAAUCACCUCUGACACCAAACAAAAUGCACGAUUCAGACUUGAUGAUGACAAAGUGUUAGGAACAUUCACAGUGAACAUUAGCAGUUUGACUCGUAAUGAUUCAGGGUCAUACCUCUGUGGUGUCCACAGAAGCUCUGAGCUGGAUGUUUUCUCUGCUGUUGAGCUGGAAGUUGAAGAGUGGUGCUGUGUCAAAUCAACUAAAAUAAAUGGUACUGCAGGACAUCCACUAACUUUGCAGUGUCCUUAUCCUCCACAACACUUGGAUAACAGGAAGUUCCUCUGUAAGGGAGACCACCGCAACAACUGCACAGACAUCUUGAGGAGUCGAAGCAGGUUCACACUGCAAGAUGAUGCUGCUUCCAGCUCUUUCACAGUGAGGGUCACAGAACUGGAAGCAGCUGAUGCUGGAACAUACUGGUGUGGGUCAGACUCACAGUGGAGAGUUGGAAACUACACCAAGAUUCAGCUUUCAGUUGAUGCAGGACACUAUGUGGGUUACACUGUUCCUCCCCUCCUGCUGCUACUGAUGUGCGUCUUUGCGGUUUUAGUUUAUAAGUGCAAACAUCAGAAAGCAAAAGACAAUGAAACUGUCAUGAACAUAAAUGCACAGAACGAAGACGCUUUAGAGGAAGUGAUGCGUGUGGCAGAAAAUCACAUUUAUGAAAGUCAAGAAGUUGUGAUAUACUCAAAUAAGGAGACGGCCGAACUGCAGAAUGCCGGUAAUGACUAUGAAGAUUUAGGUGAAGAUGAACCAGACUUAAACGUCACAACUGAAGAAAUCUUCUGUAAUGGAAAUUUCCAUAUUGCCAAUUGAAGAUAAACAGUGUGUGCAUUUGAGGUCAAUCUUUGGCUCUCACCUGUAUGAUCAUCCUGUUUAAUUUGUCUUUAACAUUAACAGUUACACAGCUAAUCUUAAUGUACCAUAAUCCAGGCUUCUCACUCUCUCACUGAAAACGUUGAGAUUUUUGUUUAACCAUGACAAAGAGCUGCUAUUUAUACAUAUAUAGCUUCACUUCUUACUCAUUUGCUAUUACCCUUUCUUUCAUUUUUAUUGCUUAGUGUUAGCAACAUAAUCUACACUGAUUUUCUGAAACUGUGGGAAACCUCAAAUGCAAAUGACUAACAUCAAUGUAAUGUAAAUAAAUCUGCAAAUUAAAAUAAAACUUUAGUCAUUCUUGUCUGUUUUUGCCCCAUUUAAACAUAAACAGUCACAUUGUCAAGUCCAGUUAUUUUUAUGAUACGUUUAUAUUUGUUGCAAUUAAACAUUUAUAACAAAGGCAGUUACUGGAUAUGAUUUUACAGAUAAAGGGAAACACAGUGUUUAUUCUAGUUCCAUACAUUGGAUGGAACCAUCAGAUGUAUGUAACAGUGUAGCAGUUUUCACUUUAGUGUAAUCACAGUACUGUCAUGCAAAACUUGGAUUUAUAAUUAGUUUUUUAAAUAUUAUUGGUUUAAAUUUUUGCACUUUUAUAGUUGAAUGCUGUGUGCCUGUGGCUUUAACUUUGUUGUGAACUCUGUACUAUUUAUAUUCUUUA
Molecule: messenger RNA, 2681 nt
Organism: Oreochromis niloticus (Nile tilapia)
Lineage: Eukaryota; Metazoa; Chordata; Actinopteri; Cichliformes; Cichlidae
Product: CMRF35-like molecule 3
Exons: 8
Coding region: 638-1960 (440 amino acids)
Cellular component (GO): plasma membrane
Molecular function (GO): transmembrane signaling receptor activity
Source: RefSeq, a predicted model, not a curated record